AUGGAAAAAUUAGCAUAUUCAUUUUAUACAUCGACUCAACUGAACUUUCCUGUACAUAUAAAAAUUGGAACAAUCAAAGGCAAUAUAUCAACAGUAUUUAAUAAUUUGGAUUAUUUUAAAAAAGAAAAUAAUGACAUUGAAAAAUUUUUUCCACAUCUUUAUGUUACUGUUCAGCUUUUUGCAAAUAAUAAGGCAUUAACAUUACCAAGUAGAACACGCUAUAAGAGUUUUGAUUAUAAAAGAACGUAUGUAUUAAAAUUGCUUUCUUUAAAAUGGAAUGAAUGGCUUUCAUUUCCAUUGAAUUAUUCAGAUCUUCCUCUCAAUGCACAAUUUGCAAUUGUAGUUAGUGACAUUUAUGGAUCCAAAUUAAAUAAACCUUUUGCUGGUACAACAGUAAAAUUAUUUUCUUCUAACAAUACAUUAAAAAUGGGUCUUCAAAAACUUAAUUUAUAUAUUGGUGUUCCUGCAGAUGGAAAUAAUAAUUCAACUACACCUAGUGAUCUUUUUUCUCAAAAUGAAAUGAAUCAUUUAGAAAUGUUAGUUAAUGAAUAUACAAUAGGAAAUAUACCAAAAGUUGAUUGGCUGGAUAAUCUUGUUUUUCAUCAAAUUGAAAAAAUAUAUCAAAAACGAUUUGAUCAGUCAGAAUCUUUAGUUCUUUAUGUUGAUUUUCCACAAUUUGAUUUUCCCGUUAUAUUUUCAGAAUAUCAAUAUCCUGCUUUUACUUUUCCAUCUAAUGAGAAUCUUUUAACUUCUCAUAUAGUUCUUACUCCUCAAGAUCCUGAGUUGUUAAAGGAAAAUCCUGUUGAAGCUAAAUAUAGAUGUUUAAUAAGAUCAUAUAGAAAUGGACCACUAGAUAAAGAACUGAAGCCUAAUGCUAAUAUAAGAGAUCAACUUAAUAUAAUUAUGGAAUUUCCUCCAACUCAAAUAUUAACUUCUGAAGAAAAGAAUUUAAUUUGGAAGUUUAGAUAUUAUCUUACUCGUGAUAAAAGGGCUUUAGCAAAAUUUCUUAAAGCUGUUAUAUGGACAAAUAUUAUUGAGGCAAAGCAAGCACAUGAUCUUCUUGGAUUAUGGACAGAAAUUGAUAUUGAUGAUGCAUUGGAAUUGCUUGGUCCUGAAUUUAAAGAUAAUAUUGUUAGAGGUUAUGCUGUAAAUCGAUUAAAAAAAGCAGACGAUAAUGAUCUGAUUUUAUAUCUUUUACAACUAGUUCAAGCUCUUCGAUUUGAAAGUUCAGCAUCAGAAGCAUUAAAAACAAAUAAUCAUUCUUCAUCUCUUGCUAAUUUUCUGAUUGAACGUGCUAUUAAAAAUGAAAUAUUAGGGAUUAAUUUUUACUGGUAUCUGAUGGUUGAAUCUGAAGACAAAACAGCUGGUAAAUUGUUCUCUGAAAUUGCUAAUCAAUUUAUGACUGGUUUGAUGGAGGUACCUAAUGGAUUAAUACGGAAAAAUACUUUAAAACGACAAGCUGAGUUGUUGGCUUCAAUAUUAUUUAUAUCUAAAGAAGUUCGUUCUAUGAAAGAAUCGCGACCUAAAAAGAUUGAACAUCUUCGAUACUAUCUUUCUAACACGGAUAACUGUUUAAUUAAGUUUGAGCCGCUUCCAUUACCAUUAGAUCCUACUGUUUCUGUCGUAGGAAUAAUUUCAACUGAGUCUACUGUAUUUAAAAGUAGUCUUUUACCUCUUUUAAUAUGUUUUAAAACAACAACUGGGGCAUCAUAUUCUAUUAUUUUUAAGAGUGGAGACGAUUUACGGCAAGACCAAUUAGUAAUACAAAUGGUGUCUCUUAUGGAUAAACUUUUGCGUAAUGAAAAUCUUGAUCUUAAACUAACUCCAUAUAAAAUUCUUGCUACUGGUACAGAUCAUGGAGCAGUGCAAUUUAUACAAAGUAUAAGUUUAAUGAGUUGUUUGGCUGAAUAUCAUGGAAGUAUUCUUGCAUAUUUCAGAUCCAAUAAUCCUGAUAAGUCUUCUGAAUUAGGUGUUAAAGCAGAAGUAAUGGAUACUUAUGUGAAAAGUUGUGCAGGUUAUUGUGUAAUAACAUAUUUACUUGGCGUUGGAGAUAGACAUCUUGAUAAUUUACUUUUAUGCCCCGAUGGUCGUUUUUUCCAUGCUGAUUUUGGUUUUAUUCUUGGAAGAGAUCCUAAGCCGUUUUCACCAGCAAUGAAACUUUGCAAAGAAAUGGUAGAAGGAAUGGGAGGAGCAUCUUCCUUAUAUUAUUCUCGAUUUAAAUCUUAUUGUUAUACUGCAUUUAUCACAUUACGCAAGUCUGCAAAUCUUAUUAUGAAUUUAUUUUCAUUAAUGGUACAAUCUAAUAUUUCUGAUAUUAAAAUUGAACCAGAUAAAGCUGUUAAAGAGAGAUUUUGUUUAGAAAUGACAGAUGAAGAAGCAAUAAAAUAUUUUCAACAACUUAUAAAUGAUUCAAUUUCAGCGUUAUUUCCUGUUCUUAUAGAUAGAGUUCAUAAUAUCGCUCAAUAUUGGAGAAGCUAA
Messenger RNA from Pneumocystis jirovecii RU7, 2478 nucleotides. Its product is annotated as phosphatidylinositol 3-kinase VPS34. Gene Ontology annotation, biological process: endocytosis; phosphatidylinositol-mediated signaling; phosphatidylinositol-3-phosphate biosynthetic process. Gene Ontology annotation, molecular function: 1-phosphatidylinositol-3-kinase activity. Bases 1 to 2478 code for a protein of 825 amino acids. Gene Ontology annotation, cellular component: phosphatidylinositol 3-kinase complex, class III, type II; membrane; cytoplasm. NCBI's taxonomy places the organism in Eukaryota, Fungi, Ascomycota, Pneumocystomycetes, Pneumocystales, Pneumocystaceae. The transcript has 15 exons. The record is from RefSeq and is a predicted model, not a curated record.